This is a messenger RNA of Saccharomyces paradoxus, 1143 nucleotides long. RefSeq names its product Cos10. The transcript has a single exon. The record is from RefSeq and is a predicted model, not a curated record. NCBI's taxonomy places the organism in Eukaryota, Fungi, Ascomycota, Saccharomycetes, Saccharomycetales, Saccharomycetaceae. Bases 1 to 1143 code for a protein of 380 amino acids.
AUGAACGGUACCAAAAUUGAAGAUGGCGAGAACAUAGCAUUGUUAUCCUCUGGACGUCUUGCGUCCCAAAGUACCUUUAUCUUACCCAAGGAUGUUUUCAGGAACCGCUUAACCUGGUUGUGCUAUGAGACCCGUAACUCCUUAGGAUUUCGCAUCUGGCUGCUAUUAUGGUUACCACUUGUCGUUUGGUGGGGGAUGUCCAGCACUUGGAUUUAUCCGUUCAUGGGUUCGGCUAUUCUGUUCUCAGGGCUACUAAUUUUGCCCGCAAUUCAAAUACUGUGCCAUAAAUAUGCCUUAUCAAAUCAGCUCACCCAUCUUUCUAAAGAAGUCAUCAAAAGUACGCCAGGUGCAUUCUCUGGUGAUUGGGACACUGUUGCACUACAUUUCAAUUCCUACUUGUAUGAAAACAAUGCCUGGAAUACUGGGCAAUUUUUUUUCAAUGGUACUGACUGCCAAGAAGCAUUUAGAAAAACCAUUCUAGAGCCAGUCGUUUUAAGGAGAGAAAACGAAGGUGCUAGGUUCACAUCAUUUGAGGUUUCGGGUUUUCACAUCGAAAAAGCAGUGCAGGUUUAUUUUACAAAAGUACACGAACAGUGGAAGUUGAUCCAUACUGAGAAGGAAUGCAGCCCUAGUGGCUUGGAAAAUGUCAAGCUUCCUAAGGAAACAUAUCGUUGCAAACUAGCAUGGAUUUUUCAGAGGAUUGUCACUUUUUACUUUCCAAUAAAAUUCCUCUCUGAUUUGAAUGAUAUCUGUUUCUCAAAAUUUUUUGGUCCUCUGCUUGGUUUUUUGUAUCUGGGAUACCUUUUCUAUAUAAGAGUAGAGGAUUUUCAAAACACGAGGCCUAAAUCGAUGAGAGUUGAGAAUAAAAUGCAAUACUUGUCAAAUAUUAUAAACGAACAAGGUGCUGGCACUGAGAGAUGGGACAACAUUGCAAGGAAAACGAAUAGGUGGUUCCUUGAGAAAAAGGUUUGGAAGAACGAAGGAUUUUUCUUUGAUGGGGCUGAUUGCCAAGCAUUUUUUGAACGAAACUUUAGCAGUCUUUUAUUUUCAAAGAAAUCUGUGUCGCCUAGAUCAUUAAACGUUGAACUUUGGCAAUACAUCCAAGAAGCGCAAUUGGCCUCUCACUAUGAGCUGUUACCAUAA